AUGCAGCCGGCACAAAUUUCCAUUUCGGUCUCCGCAGAGACCGGCCACACGUCGACGACUCCAGCAACACGCAAACCACUGUUGAUGAAGCCGACGCGAGGCUCGGCCGGCUCUUGGAGAGCUUGCAGGCACGGGGGCGCCCCGUAUCCGUCACGUUGUCUCGCCGAUCUGCACGUCACUGCACAAGGCCGUCAACGACGCGUCCUGAUAUCGGGCUUUUCGCUCUCGAUACGAUGUAUCCGGUCAAGAUCCUGGUCGACACUUUCAGCCAUCCCAUCGCGACACCCGGGCAGCCCGUGCUCGGGGAUUCUCACGAGAAGACGAACGAUCAUCGUGCUCCGGGAACAGAGAGUCUUGAAGUUGUUCUCGGACGAUGAAUUCCUUGAGGGUGUUGACUAUAUCCAGGAGGCGUCCGAUGAACACGCCGACGACAGCAUCAAGUGGGUUCCUGGGAUGUAUCUGCGCUUGCUUGCACUGCCGUUGCUCUGGAUAACACCGUGUUUCGUCUCACCGACCAAGGCUCCGUCAAGCAGGAUUUGGAGCACCCACUUUCCAAGCGAUCGUAAGCUCUGGCAGGACGCAGCCGAUCUUGAGGCCCGAGAAGGGGACGACAUCUCUAGUGUAAACGACGUUCUGGACCUUGUCAAACGAGACUCCCUGCGACGUUUGCAUUCUUUGGCCCUGGUGCGCUGCUCAGCGGGGCACCAGAAUGAGGAGAUAGAGGACGCACUGGAAGAGCUCUUCUAG
Fonsecaea pedrosoi CBS 271.37 is the source of this 747-nucleotide messenger RNA. RefSeq lists its product as uncharacterized. The transcript has 2 exons. The record is from RefSeq and is a predicted model, not a curated record. Lineage: Eukaryota; Fungi; Ascomycota; Eurotiomycetes; Chaetothyriales; Herpotrichiellaceae. Bases 1 to 747 code for a protein of 248 amino acids.